AUGAAGGCCUAUCUCAAAGCCUACGACCUGUGGGAAAUCGCUGAGACAGGGAUGGAACCACCUCCACUUAGAGUCAAUCCAACCAUAGCUCAACUCAAGCAACAUAGUGAGGAAGCUGCAAAAAAGUUCAAGGCACUCUCCUGCAUUCAAUCUGUCGUGUCUGAUGCAAUUUUCACUAGGAUAAUCACCUGUGAAAUGGCUAAGAAAGCUUGGGACAGGCUGCAAGAGGAGUUCAGGGGAAAUGCUAGGACUAGACAAAUGCAAGUUCUAAACUUGAGGAGAGAAUAUGAAAGUUUGAAGAUGAAGGAGGCAAAAACUGUGAAGGAAUUUUCUGAUCGACUGAUGAAGGUUGUUAACAAAAUCAGGUUGUUGGGGGAUGAUUUACCAGAUAGAAGAAUUGUUGAAAAGGUCUUGAUAAGUCUACCAGAAAAGUUUGAGGCUAAGAUAUCAUCACUUGAGGAUUCAAGAGAUCUUUCUACCAUCACCUUGUCUAAGCUAGUUAAUGCACUUCAUGCCACUGAACAAAGAAGGCUGUUAAGGCAAGAAGAGCAGGUUGAAGGGGCUUUGUUUGCUAAGGGGAAGUACAAAGCACCAGCAAACUCUGGGGUGAAGAAACCAGGACCAGAAAGAAAAAAGGGAGAAGGCAGUAAGUUUGUUGAGAAGACCAUGUGCAAGACUCAAAAAGAAAGGCAAGAAAAGCAGCAGGCUCAGUUGGCAGAUGACCAGCUUCAACCUCAGGAGGAGCACCUUUUUACAGCCAACAAUUUCCUAGCCUGUAGCAAUGAUAAAACAUGA
This is a messenger RNA of Olea europaea var. sylvestris, 795 nucleotides long. RefSeq lists its product as uncharacterized. The record is from RefSeq and is a predicted model, not a curated record. The coding region runs from base 1 to 795 and encodes 264 amino acids. The transcript has 2 exons. Lineage: Eukaryota; Viridiplantae; Streptophyta; Magnoliopsida; Lamiales; Oleaceae.